AUGGCCGUUAUGAUCGCCGAGGAGGUCAAGCUGACACGCCCUGUAAAGCAUGAGGGGGAGGACAUGGCAGCAGAAGGGAAGGCUCGUUCUGGCCCCUCUGACGUACAACAGACAGACCUAGGUGAGAUCGUGUGUAAAUACAUCAACAGUGGGUUGUACCAAAAUACAAAACAGCCUGGCCUAGUGGGGUUACAUCUAAACACAAAACAGUCUGGCCUGACUGAGUCUGACUGUAAUAUAUUAGCGUUGAAGUUACACCUAAAUACAAAACAGUCUGGCCUGAUGGAGUCCGUCUGUCAUACAUCAACAGGAGAGUUACACCUGAAAAAGAGACUCUUUGGCCUGGGAUGUUGUAGAGAUCAUUGUGGACUUCCGGGUCGGGAUGGACGAGACGGACGGGACGGUAUUCAGGGACCGUAUGGACCACCUGGAUCCCCGGGAGAGAAGGGUCCCCCUGGACAAUCCUUCUUUAUGGAGUCCAAUCUUGAGAAGAUUUUAAACAUCUUAACAGAGAAGAUGGCUGUCAUGAUCGCCCAGGAGGUCAAGUUGACACGCUCUGUGAAGAAUAAGGGUGAGGACAUGACAGAGGAGAGACGGGCUCGUUCUGGCCCAUCCUUCAGAGAAAACACACAACAGACAGACUUAGCGGGUGCGAUCUAUACUCGCUGGGGACGGACAGAAUGUCCAAGCUAUUCUACCACUUUGUACCAAGGUUUGAUGGCCGGGUCACAUUACCAGCACAAGGGAAGCGGUGGCAACCAUUUGUGUCUUCCUCUAAAUCCUCAGUGGAACAAGACUUUUGGCGGACACCAGUCUGGAGCUUAUCUGUAUGGAUCUGAGUUUGAACUUUACAACACCAAUCCGGUCUUCCACCAGAGUAACUCGGGCGGGGAUUUCUUUCACGAAAGGGACAUUCAGUGUGCUGUCUGUUACACACCGGGCAGACCGAGUCACGUGAUGAUCCCAGCCCGCCUGGAGUGUCCAAUCGGAUGGACCGUGGAGUAUCAGGGGUUUCUCAUGGCCGCACAUCAUACUCACCGAAAGUCUGAGUACGUGUGCGUGGAUCAGGAUCCAGAUACUCACCCCGGCACCGCUAAAAACGUCAACGGCAAUCUGCUGUAUAUUGUAGAGGCUGUGUGCGGCCCACUGCCGUGUCCAAACUAUGUUGACGGUUAUGAAGUUACCUGUGUUGUUUGCACAAAAUAGGUAAAAAUCUUUGAUCCAAAACUAUUACAUAUUUUUAAUUUGGUUAACAUUUGUACGGAUUUAAUAUCUUUAUUUCAAUAGGUGUUUUAAGUCAUAAAUCUCUGUCAUAUACGAUGUCGGCGAGCUUUAACCAAUCGGCGCAGGAUGUCCACGCCAGUAAGAAGACAAACCCAUUUAAUCGGUGGCAUUUCGCACAUUAACUUCCAUGUACUGGUAUGAUAGCGUGGUAAAACUAGAGUAGUGGCCAUUGUCCCGACACUGUUAUCACGUUGGUUUUGGUGUUGUCUAUAAGACCCAUGUUCCACAGCAUUGUUGACACUUAUUUCAUUUGCUACAGAAUUUAAUGUAAAAAUGAAUAUUUCAACUGCCU
Molecule: messenger RNA, 1576 nt
Organism: Liolophura sinensis
Lineage: Eukaryota; Metazoa; Mollusca; Polyplacophora; Chitonida; Chitonidae
Exons: 6
Coding region: 1-1206 (401 amino acids)
Source: RefSeq, a predicted model, not a curated record